Messenger RNA from Nymphaea colorata (pocket water lily), 1233 nucleotides. RefSeq names its product UPF0496 protein 1-like. NCBI's taxonomy places the organism in Eukaryota, Viridiplantae, Streptophyta, Magnoliopsida, Nymphaeales, Nymphaeaceae. The coding region runs from base 1 to 1233 and encodes 410 amino acids. The record is from RefSeq and is a predicted model, not a curated record. The transcript has a single exon.
AUGGAAGAGGAAUUCGGGAAACCAACUCAAGAUGCAACACCAGCACCCUCCUCCUCCAGCACCACCAUCAAUAUGGCUGCUGAUCUUGAAGCCACUGGCCUGUUCUUUACCCUUCUGCCUCAUUAUGAGGCUGCAUGUGAACAAGACGAGCAGCUGUCCCGGCACGAUAAGAAGCUCCGGACAAUGAUAGACAAGAUCACAAGCGCCCUCGCCGACGGCCACGGAAAACAUGGCAGCUCUCCCUUCCUUUCCUUGGACUCACUGAGGCACGCCGCUACCUGGCUGCAGGAAACCAACCAGCACGCUGCCGAGGUGAUACUUCACCACCAACCUCACAUCCACAGAAGCAACAGCCUCCUCUUCCUCCUCCGCGAUUACGUCAACCUCACCACCAUGACGGUUCAGUUCCUCAACCGCUUGCAGCUGGCCUUGAGCGGAACCAGAGACCGGCAGACGACCCUCUGGGUUUCCCUCCUCAACCGGCCGUCCGGCCCCGCCUCCGUCGACGAGGCCCUGCGGGACCUCGAGACCUUCUCGUCCACAACAGCAACAGGCUUCGCCGGUGUCGCCCUGUCGAUCUCCGAGCUGGUUUCGCAGCACCAGGUCAUGUUGCAGAAGCUCUGCGGGCAGCAGAGAUUCUUCAGGAGGAAGCAGCGGUGGAAGGUGGCUCGCAUCAUUCUCGCCGCCGUCUUCGCCGCCGCUUUGGUGUGUUCUCUUGUGCUUGUCUCCAUCUUUGCGCCGCCAGCAGUAGCGCAAGCCCUUGCAUUGGGCCGAGCUGCGGCGCAGGCCGGGUGGAAGCCCUUGAUUCGCUUGUUAGACCGCGACGCUGGUAAUGAACGGACCCGAUCUUUGGUUUCUGAGGGGCACAUGAGCGUGAUGGUGAUAACAGAGAUGGAGAGCAUCAGAAACUUGGUGACGAAGCUGCAGCAGGAUGCAGCCAGUCUGGUGAAUAGCUCGCAAUCCGCAACUGAGAUUAGCCACGAAAACACGGGAGCCUUUCGAGCGGCGCAGCAUGAGAUGGUUGAAGAAAUGAUUGCCCUGAUGAGGGGUGUCAAUGAAUUGAGCGACCACGUCGGGCUUGCUUGCAUCAGGAUUGAGCAGGCGAAGAACAUGGUGCUUCAGGGCGUAGUAGAUCAGAUAGAAUCUGGCAACCAACCAGUCAACGGUAUUUUGAAUCGGGCCAAAAGCCUGUGCGUAUCAUUUUUCUGCUGCAAAUCAUCGCGCCAUGAUUAA